Molecule: messenger RNA, 3579 nt
Organism: Parathielavia appendiculata
Lineage: Eukaryota; Fungi; Ascomycota; Sordariomycetes; Sordariales; Chaetomiaceae
Exons: 4
Coding region: 1-3579 (1192 amino acids)
Biological process (GO): protein localization to plasma membrane
Cellular component (GO): plasma membrane
Source: RefSeq, a predicted model, not a curated record
AUGAACGCCAUCCAGCAAAAGUGUCGCCCGAAGCACCAAGUCCUCGUUUUGAAAUGCUACCCGCGGACCACAAAGGGCGCCGUCGACGUCAAGCCGAACUCGAGCGAGCUCAGCUACCUGCUGUUCUAUGCUCAGUCGCGCCGCUCAAAGAUUCAUAAGGUCGGCAGCUUCCUUGAGAAGAAGACGGCCAGCGACGUCUACCGUCAGCGGAUUGGGAACGUUCAGGUCACUCUGCAAAUCCUGACGGCCCUGAUCGAAAAGACGCCCAAGGACCUCCCCCUGUUCGCAUCAUGCGUCCUCCAGAUCCUUGAGCAGAUCCUCAAGUCCCACGACAUUACCAUGGUGGAAUCCUCCGUCCCGACCUUUGAGGCCUUCUGUACCCACCAUGACCCGACCUCCCUCAUGGCCGACCAGGCCUACUUGCGCCAGUACCUCUCUGUCGUCCAACAGUACGCAUCUCUCGCCUCGACGCGCGCCUUCCCUGGGAAGCUCGAGCCGAGCAAACCGACAGCGCUUCGGUGGAGGAACACCGGCCUGAAAGCCAUCAGGAGUGUUGCCUCAUCCGAAGCCCUCUCCUCCGUCACGACCCAGCAGUACGACCUGGCCGUGCCCAUGAUCCUCGAGAAUCUCUGGACCGAUAACGAGGGCUUUCUCGACGUCUUGCAUCAGCGAGCCGAGUUGGAGGAGAAGAUUGGCGGUGCUCUGUUGAGAAGACGGACGAGCGUUGCGACAGUACAGACGGCCGAGAGUGAGGCCAACACGAACCCCAUCGCCCUUGCUGAUACUGCCGUCGACAUGGACAAGUUGGCUGAGGAGGACACUGGCGUGCUGGCCAUGGAAUGUUUGAAGCAUAUCUUUGUCACCCCCAACAGGUCACAAGUCCAUGCUGCUACGGUAGCCCUCCUCAAAUUCAUCCAGGAGCGGGUGAGCCAGCAGGAGGAUGUUGUCCGGACGGAUUUCAAUGGGAGGGACAGCGGCUGGGCUGUUAAGAUGUUCCUCCUGGUUGCCCGCUGGGCCCCCGUCGCCGAGCGCUUCACCAUUCUCGUCACGGCCAUGGAUUUUCUCGUCCAGCACCCCUUGGCCGACGAUACUCUGCGGCUACACAUUGUUAUGGCCGCCAUAAUCGGCGCGCUCUUGCGGUCGGAUGUCAACCUGAUUGGUCUGAGUGUUAUGGAUGUUCUUCUCCAAUUCAUCGCCCACAUUCGGAGGCUCGUUCAGAUGCCGGGGGACCCGAACAGCAUGCGCAGCGAGCCACCUCUUCCAGGCCAGCCAGAUCCACGCUCUCAAUCCGCUCGCCAGUUUGCCGACAAGGCGGAGCAGGCCGCUGCUGAACGCAAAGAUCUGCUGUUCCGGUUGCAGGAGUGCGUCGGGGAUCUGGCCACGCACGUCUACUACACGGACCAGAUUUCGGACAUGAUUUCUACCAUACUGCAGAAACUAAAGCCGUCCCGAUCCAGCAGCAGCCCGGGUUCACCUCACGGUGAUAAGACAGACAAUACCCCCAAGUCGUCCGUGCGCGCCCUUCCUGACGAGCAUCAUGUCGAUUCCCUAUUCGCCCUCACCGUCGCCAAGAUCGCCGCGCUGAGGGCAAUCAAAUCGGUUCUGUUGGUCGCCAACCCCAGGAGCAAGAUGAGCGGAAACCUUGGUCUCUCAAGGAGCCGCGUCCCAGUCCAGAUCUGGGAUGGGACACAUUGGCUGCUGCGAGACCCGGACGGACUCGUCCGCAUGGCGUAUGCGGACGCGGUCAUAACGUGGCUGGAGCGCGAGACGACGAGCGCUGAUUCGAAGGCGAGAGACGAGACGGCCCGGCCGACGCUCAAGAACCGGGAGCUGCCCGGCGCGACGCUUGCGAGGAGGGCAGUCUCGAGUGCCUCUGCCCGAGAGAAGCCCGUCAAAGUUCCACGGUCGCACUUCUUGGAGCUCCUUCAUGUGGCCAUCUACGACAACGCCAUUCAGUAUAUCGACUACGACACUGAUAUCGUGCUCCUCCACGUGCUACUGGCAAAACUAGUGGACAAGCUCGGCGUCAACGCUGUGAGAUACGGGCUGCCCAUGAUUUUCAGGCUUCAGGAGGACAUUCAGGACGCCGAAACGCCUGUCCAAAAGGUCCGGCUUGGAAGCCUUGUGCACGGCUAUUUCUGGAUCUUAACUGAGAGAUUCGAUUUCGAGGGCUCCGUUGUGGGAAGGGCGAUCCACAAUGAGAUCGUCCGGCGCCGCAGUAAGAACUUCUGGGUCGACGGCACCAGUAUGCCGCCCCCUCUCCUCGAUUUGGUGGGUACCCCGGGCACGGUUCGCCACCAGCCAAGACUUCCCAUCGAGGAGAUUGUGUCGGAAGCACUGCUCCCCUUCGAUGAGCGCCUGGCGCUAGUGGAGUGCGUGUGCACCGGGUACCAGGAGCAGCUUGCUUCUCCGACGCAGAGUCCGGCCGCUAGUCCAGGUCGGAGUUUCUCGCAUCCCCUCUUGGGCUCGACCAUGAGUACCAUCCUAACCAUCGAAACCGAGCACGAGAUCCCUCCCCAUUUCCGCGAGCAGAUGCUCAGCGAGUGGAGCCGCGAGGCCGUCCUGGCAGCGGUGCAAACCACGAGCAAAUCCGCAUCCCUCAACGGGUCUCGGUCCGGGACGACAGGCACCAACCGCCUGGCCGCCAACGGCGGGCUGACAGCGAACGGACACAACAACCUCAGGCCAGACCACCGAGCAACCCCGCAUGGCAGCAGGACCAACCUCCGUCUCACCACCUCGCCGGGCGUCGGCUUGGACACGACGGCCAAGGUGCGCAAAUCCAGCCUGCGCAGCGCACACUCGCCCGGCGUGCCAAGCAACGGAGGAGGCGGCGACGCCAAGGAGCAGCAGCAAGUCGCCUCGGUCGAGCAGCUUAAGCUCGUCUUGUCGGGCCACCUGCAGCCGCCGCCGACUAUGCACCACCACCACGGCCCCGGCAGCAGCUUUCACCACGGGCGUCAUGACGACGACGAGGAUUCCAGCAGCGACAGCCUCGUCAGCUACGACAUGACGCCCAGCGAACUGUCCUUCAACCCCGUCGCCACAACCACUACCGCGGGGGCAGUCGGCGGCGGUGGUGCCGAGCGGCUGUCGUUUGUGGAUGGUCUUCCCUCCGAUCUGAACAACAACAAUAAUAAUAAUAUCGCGCGCCCCGUCUCCCGCGAGCGCAAGUCAUCCCUCCCGGGCGGCCCGCUCAGUUCCCACCCCAUGGCACAAGAUGACGAUGGCAACGGCCAUGAACACCACCGCAACGACGAUGAUGAGGAUGAGGAUGGAUCUGUCCCGCCUGUCCCGCCGCUUCCUACAGGGCUGGUGGUAGUGGACGGUGCCGGUGCCGGCGCGGCAGCAGGACCCGGACGGGUGACCAACUUGAACGCUGCUGCCACGCUAACACCCAGGCCGUCGACGUCGAAACGGAGUUCCCGGUCGCUGUUGUCGAGUUCGUGGGCUUCGGCGGCGGUGGAUGAGAAGAUUAGGAUGAUGCCUCCAGCGGCGGCGGCGAUGGACCUGAAUGCGUUGCUGUUGGGUAUUGAUGCGCAUGUCGGGGAGCAAGGGUUUGCUGCUUUGGAUCUUUAG